This is a messenger RNA of Mus pahari (shrew mouse), 934 nucleotides long. Its product is annotated as KIAA1143 ortholog. The coding region runs from base 84 to 551 and encodes 155 amino acids. Lineage: Eukaryota; Metazoa; Chordata; Mammalia; Rodentia; Muridae. The record is from RefSeq and is a predicted model, not a curated record. The transcript has 3 exons.
AGAAGUCGGCGCGGGCGACAAAUACUGUGUACCCUGCCAAGUCUGGCGAGUGCUAUUGAUUGUUGGUCAGAACCAGAACCACCAUGAGCAAGCGGAACCAAGUGUCCUAUGUGCGGCCCGCAGAGCCCGCCUUCCUGUCCCGCUUCAAAGAGAGAGUCGGCUACAAGGAGGGGCCCACCAUAGAGACCAAGAAAAUCCAGCCUCAGCUCCCAGAGGAAGAUGACAAUCACAGUGACAAAGAAGAUGAACAGCCUCAAGUAGUGGUUUUACAAAAGGGAGACCUAACAGCUGAAGAGGUCAUGAAAAUUAAAGCAGAAAUAAAGGCUGCCAAAGCAGACGAAGAACCUCCUCCAGCUGAUGGAAGAAUAGUUUAUCGAAAACCAGUUAAGCGUUCCUCAGAUGAAAAGUGUUCAGGUUUAACAGCAAGCUCCAAAAAGAAGAAAACAAAUGAAGAUGAUGUAAAUAAGCAAAGUUCAGUUAGAAAGAACACACAAAAACAAAUAAAAAAUAGCAGUCUCCUUUCUUUUGACAGUGAAGAUGAAAAUGAGUAAAUAUAAACAUUGUGCACUUUGUUUCCUUUAAAAGUAAUGAGGUGUUUUUAAAAAGAUACUUUUCCUAUAUCUUCAAAUGACACUUUGCACUCGUACUACAUUUCAUUACAGAAAAAUUCAGAAAUACAGGAAACUGUUUUGUAAAUAAACCUAUUCAUUACUGCCCCUUUGUUUGGAAAUGCCAGACAUUCACUACUGUUAACAUAUUUUAUUAUCUCCCACCUAUGGGUAUGUAUAUAUGUAUAUUGCAUUUUUAAACAAAACUGAGGUUGUUAUAUUUAUCCUUUUCCUGCUUCUUUCUUAUAGUUACACUUGUAGAAUUUUCUGAUGUUGUUUAUUUCAAAAUCUAACAUUAAAAGCUUACAGAGGAUUUUAUAAAUAGA